AUGUCCAAAACACUUUUCCUCACAAUUUCCUUCCUGACCGUCGUUUUCGCCGAGUUCGAUCCCCAUUUCCAAUUUUUCCUCCAACACAAACUAGGAAAAGAAGUUGCCGAGAAGUUCGCCAGAAAAGACGUCGCCAACAUUGGCAGCUUCGGCGGUGGUCUCUUGACCGGUGAACAAAAGUAGGUUUUUGUUUAUUAAUUUAUUCCCUGAAAAGUAAGAUAUUACUAAAUGACAUGUCGCAUUACUCAUUAUUUAGAAUAAGUACUUUCUGUAAAAAUUAGUUUUAUCAAAAAAUGUGUGCAAUAUUGCGCGCGGAUGAAUGUUUUAGGGAGUUAUAGCGCGAAAAACGAAACUUUCGAAAUUUCUGUUUUUUUUUCUAGUUUUCAUUGAUUUCGACAUGUUAUCAUUGUUUUUUUCAGUUGAGUAACUUUGUGACAACUCUCUCACUUUCUAAUCACUUAAAAAAAUUUAAGAAUAAAUUUACGGAAAAAUACUACAAAAAAAUAACGUUUAAUGAAAAACUUUUUUUUCUUUUUUUCCUCCAAUUUUUUUGCACUCUUUACUUUCCGCAACAUACAGAACUUUUUUGAAGUUUUAAGGUUUCUUUUUUUGAAUAAAAUAUAUUUGAGAGUCCGGCCAAUCGUUCUAGUCCAUGGAUUCCGCAACCAAGCCGACUCUCUUUGGAAAAUUCGACGGGAUUUUGUUGCUUCCGGUAAUUUCGUUCAGUUUAUUUUUUUGAAGCUAGUAAUUUCGCUGAUUUGGUUUAUUUAUAUCAUUAUCCAAAGAUUUUUUUAAUUCAGUUUUUCAGGAUUCCCCGUGGAGCGAAUUUUUCGCCACAACUUGGGGAGCGGGAGAAACGUCCGAUUUGCAGUUUGACGAAUCCCUGCAAUGUGCUCAUGUGAAGCAUGUCCGUAGUUAUCAGAUAAUAAUGAAAAAUUUGAAAAAAACCUUGUAUAUAAAGUGAAAAAAAUAGCAAGCUUUUUGUUAUAAUUUUCACAAAAAAAUGUGAUUUUUUUGAAGAAAAAAACGGUAAAUUUCUGUGAUUUCCUACUUUUUUGAAUUUUUUUGAAGCUUGGAAAGGGUUUUUUUCUGAUUUUCGCGUAUUGGAUCAUUUAUAAGCGUUUUUAAAAAUCAUAUAAUCAAAAAAAUAUCGUUUCAGGACUUUUUUUAUAAAUCGUAAUAUAAAUUUUUCUACACCUGUACAACGAAAUUUUGUCUAGUUUUUUUUCAACUUUUUUUUAAAAGUGGUCUCUUAAGGGAUUUCAAGCGGUGUAGUGUACUCCGCGCUAGUCGGUCACUUUUUUUUUGCGUUCCUAAAAAUACAAAUAUUAUCGAUUUUCCGCGAAAAAAACGUGACAAGCUUGCGGGUAACGACUUCAAAUCGUUAGAUAUCUUACCCGGAAUAUUUUGAACUAUUUUUUUUUUCAGAUCCGCGACUUUAUCAACGCGAUAUCGCGCUACACCUGGAGCAAGGUCGACGUUAUCGCCUAUUCGAUGGGCGCCCCAUUAAGCCGAAAAGUUUAUAGUCAUUCUCUUUCAAUUCCUGCCAAAACAGCAAGGAUUUUUAUCGCCUUUGAUACCCCCACGAAAACCUGAUCGCACCUUGAUUGGCUUCCUCGGCUUCAAGGGCGAAUAGAUACGAAAGAUCAAUCGCUGGUCUUUCGGACAGGAAAACAAGAAAAUUGAUGGUCUACUCGGAAAAUGUUUAGUGGUCACUAUAGUAGUCAAAUUAGUGGCCACUUGAGGGGUUAAAAAUUAAUGGUAACUAUAGAAGUCUAAGUGCUACUACUAGACCACUAAAAAUUUUAGUGGCCCCUUUAGGGGUCAAUGGAUCAAAAUAACUGGUACAAUCUGUUUGUUUUAAAAUUAUCAGAGUUACUGGAAGGAAUACUGGAUGAAAAUCUACUGAAGUGGCCACUAAAUGGAGAAUCUCUAUAGUGACCACUAAAACGUAAAACAGUGGCCACUUUAGUGUCCUCUCCAAGUAGCCCUUGGCCAGUCUCUAUAGUGGUCAUUCAACAUUUUGCCAGUAGAUUGGGAAAACAGUUUGACAACUGAAAUUUUCUAAAAUCUUUAAAAAAGGCACAUUUUAGUUUGAUUAAAUGAAUUUCUCUUUUUUGAAAGAGAAAUUUCUUUGAAAAUGGUUUGAAAAUUAAGGAUUUUUUGGUAUUCAGACCAGGGAACGCAGAAAAAAAAGGAUCCAGAAGAAUGGAAAAAAACAUUUUUUCAGCAGAAUUUUUCUCUAGAAACGGUAGAAUAUAAAGCCUUUUUAAAGACCUCAAAGAGAAUUUGAGGCUAGUUUUAAUAUUUUUUUAAUGAAUUUUAAGAUUUUUUUUUUUUUUCAAUAUUGACCCCUUCCUCGGUUUUCUCACCAAACCUUUCUGACAAAAAACCAAAAAAAAAAGGGAAGGUUUUUUGAGAGCUUUUUUUGGAUUCAUGGUCUCUAGAAGUUGCAGAAAAGUCAUAAAUUUAUUUUUCAAUGUUAUCUUGAAAAUUCCUAAAAUUUCCAGGCGAUACUCGGAGGGCAGUGCAUCGAAAACGGCGAACUUCUUGGCAAGCCAUUGACCCGAAAAAUUCAUUCUUUCAUCUCCGUCGCUGGCGCUAAUCAUGGUGAUUUUCAAUAUGUUUGGUCUGGAAUCGAGAAAAAAAAAAGUCGAAAUGUUCAAAAACACCUGAAAAAUGGUCUUUUCAGCUUCUUUUUGACCCUUUUUGUCAGAAAAAGGAUUUUUCCUUAAGAAGUUUCUUAGAGAAACAUGCUCUAAAAGGUAUUUUUUGUUUUAGAAAGGUGGAAGAGAAGUUCAUGUACCAUUUUUGGAACCCUUUUAAAAGUUAAAUAAGGGUCCUUUUCUAUGAAUUUUGGGCCCUUCCUUCGGAAAAUUUGAAAAAAGAAGAAAAUCACGUUUUCAUUUUAAUCGUGUACUUUGGGGCCUCGUGAAAAACGUUAAAAUGUUCAAAAUGAUCUUGUCAUUUUUUUCGAACUCCAAAACCAUUUUUUUUGCUUGAAAAACCCUCCAAAGGCUAUUUUUCAUUAUGAAUAGUUGGUAGAGGAGUUCAUUAACCAUUUUAGGAACCUUUUUAAAGGGUUAAAAAGGGUCCUUUUCCAAGAAUUUUGGGCCUUUCCUUUGGAAAAUACGAAAAAGAAGAAGAUCACGUUUUCCAUAUCAUUCGAGUACUUUGGGGUAUUGUGAAAAACGUCGAAAUUUUCAAAAAUACCUGAAAAAUGGUCUUUCCAUCUUCUUUUUGAACCUUUCUGUUAGAAAAACUUUUUUGAAAAUCGAAAAAUUUUCUUGCUCAAUUUCUCAAGAAAGUUUGUUUGAAAAGCCUCCAAAAGGAAUUUUUUCAUUUUGGAUAGGUGAAAGAGGAGUUCAUUAACCCUUUAGGGACCUCUUUGAAGGUUUAGAAAGGGUCCUUUUCCAAGAAUUUUGGGCCUUUCCUUUGGAAAGUUCGAAAAAGAAGAAAAUCACGUUUUCCAUAUCAUUCGAGUACUUUGGGGUAUUGUGAAAAACGUCAAAAUGUUCAAAAUGAUCUUGUCAUUUUUUUCGAACUCCAAAACCAUUUUUUUUGCUUGAAAAACCCUCAAAAGGCUAUUUUUCAUUUUGAAUAGGUGGUAGAGGAGUUCAUGAACCAUUUUAGGAACCUUUUUAAAGGGUUAAAAAGGGUCCUUUUCCAAGAAUUUUGGGCCUUUCCUUUGGAAAAUACGAAAAAGGAAGGAGUUCACCUGGAAAGAAUGUGUAUAUUCUUUGGUCGGAACGGAAACCUGUUCCAAUGUAAUCGAACUGAUUACCCUUUUGAUCGCCGGCUGGCCGCCGACUACAGUAUACUUAGACAGUUUUUUUGUUUCAUCAAGAUCUUUCCGUCCAGAUUGGACCGAAGGAUAAGGGGACACCUGAGUGUUUUGAGAAAAUUUUAAGAUAACUUCCUUUUUUUUGUCAUUUAAACUAUUCAAAAGCAUCAAACUAGAGUAGAGUUGGGGCGUGCCGUAGCGCAACAGGUUGUGUGCCUGUCUACGGUCCACAGGGUCACAAGUUCGAUCCGCGCCUCGACCCAACCAAGGGGUUUAAGAAAUGUUGGUAGUUGGAAACCACGGCCGUCACACACAAGGACGGAUAUGUCACUGGAGCCAGUCUACUGAUUAUCACAUAUCUGGAUAGGACCUCAGCUAAUCGACUUGGGGCACCGACGCCGCUCAAGCGUUACAAAGGUGUAAGAAUAAGGAGAAGAAGAAACUAGAGUAUAGUUGAGGAAUUUUUGUUUUUUUGGAAAAGUUUUUUUCAAGAAAGUUAGAAGUUUCAGCGCUGGUUUCUCUUUCACGCUUUUAUUUAAUCUAUAGAAAAGUGAUUUCGUAAACUUGAGAGUAGAAAUUUGAACAAAACCGGUUCUGAAACCCCGUGGAAUCAAUUGAAAUUUCCAAUUUUUGAGUUCGAAAUUAUCCUUUCAGUAGUAUCUCAUCAAAAGUAGGUGAGUUUCAGAAGUAUUGAGAAGAAAAAAAGGAUUUUUUUGAUGGUUAAUUGAAACUUUCGUAGCUUUAUCGACCUCUAGGCUUCUUAAGCCUUUCCCAUAAAUAACAAAAAAAGCAACGGAAAUUUUUACAAAAUUCACAGUUCUGUGGGAUCUGAAGUAGUUUUUUUGGGACUUGGAUCAAUUUCAGAUUCUCUUGCAUAGAGCAGAAAAAAACAAAAAGCAUUGAAAGACCCAAUAAGAAGCUGUGUACUAUCUGACUUUCCUUUCAAAAUUUUCAUAGUCUUCAAAAUUUUCUACACCCUUUCAACAUCCAUAAAACAAGAUAAUACAUGAUUUUUUUUGUGGCUUUCUAAAAUUUCUAGUACUUCUUCUUAACCCCCCUAACAAAAAGUCCAGUACUUUCUAACCCACCCCCUGCCGAACAUAAAAAAACAGAAAAAAAGAGACUAAAAAGGUCAAUUGAAUCCAUUUUUUUCCAAAACCAUAGUCUUAACUCCCCCUCCCCCUCGAACAUAACAACGAUAAAAGAGACCGUAUUAACCCCCUCGCCUUUUAAAUUUUUUUAAAACUCCAAAACAACAAAGUGAAACACAAUUUUCGUGCCUUUCUCAAUCUCCAGUACUUCCCCCGACCACAACAACGAAAAAGACCGAAAGGCCAUCGGCAGCGGCUUUCCAUUGCGACAGCCUCAUCAGUAUCCAUCAGGCUUUUGGCGCCGCCAAACAAGAAAUCGCCAUGCCCUUUUGCGGCAAGUGUUUUCCAGCGAUACUGUAGGCAAAACUGGCCGAGACCCCCGAUGCCUCUUCUGAUUUAUUAUCCGUUCUCUACGCAAUUUUUCCCCCUGCUUUUUUUGGCCUGCCAGACGGCCAAACCGUGUCGCUAGACUGGGUCCCGUGACCGUGCAGACAAGAAAUCGCCAUUUCGUUGAUCGCUUCGAACCGAAAAAAAUUAGGGGUACGGUACGAGGAGAUGAUACUUCCUGGUAGAGCGAAAAGGGUACAGAAAAUGCGAAUUUUCGAGAUAAAACAUAUAAUUAUCCGUGGAGCGCAUAUUCCUUGUCAAUUUUGGCGGCUAUUUUUUUUUCGCCGAGAAUGAAAACUUUUCAAUGGACUAUUAGUACAUCCUUCUACGUACCUGUCACAGGAAUAUCAGAGCUUUUUUGAAUGGAAAAAAAAAUCAAAAAAAGGACCGAAAGUAGAGAAAAAGGGAUAUGAACUUUGUAUAGCGGAAAAAAAAAUUUUAAAUUAUUUUUACUAAUUUUUUUAACUGGUUACAGAAGUUGAAUAGUGGCCAAGUUCCAAGAGAAAAAAAUGGCGGAAUAAGCGAAAUAGCACGCAGAAUUGAGAGACAUCUCUGGUCAUACAGUAUUCCAUUUUUUUUAAAGAACAGAUGAAUCUAAAAUAAAAAUCUAAGGAUGAACUCGAACCUUGGUCGCGAAUCGGGCGUUUCGGCGCAUUCCUAGGGACCACUUAAGGGUCUGACGAUACUAAAGUGGUCACUAGACAUGAUCCCAUUUGCAUCGCGUUAAAAAGAUGCAACAGGCUCCAAUUUAGCAGUUCUCUCUAAUGCAUUCCGAUGCACUUUUGCGCAAGUCGUUUUUGGUGGGACGCACGUCUCAAAGCAGCCACUAAGCGUUGGGUCAUCCCACCUACGAUCUUUAGCUUCAAACUUGGGAGUAUAGGACAUUUUCUAGGCUCCUACCUCUGCUCCACCUUCCCCUUCGGCAACAUUUGCAACUUUGUCAACGGCCUAGCCUGCGAUUCCAAGUUCUUGAAGGAAGUCAAUUCAAAGUCUCCCUCCUGAAAAUUUCCCCGAAAACUAUCGGAUUUUUUCCAGGAAACACUACGAGGGCAAAAAUGUGUACAGUAUCGCUUCGGAAGACGACGACGUAGUGGGAUAUAAGACGUGUGGGCGGAAAACCUCCAAGAUUUACGGGUCCAAGGAAAUCGUGGUAUUUUCCCCGGUCUAAGGUCGAGAAAAUGCGGAUUUUUUUCAGCUGAAAGGCUUGAAUCACGAGGAGACCGAGUUCGACACGGCCAAUAUUCAAUUGGCGUUAGUUCGUAAGUUUUUCCCCCCAGAAAAAAUGCCCAAAAUCGUUUUCAGGAGCAGCUUGA
This is a messenger RNA of Caenorhabditis auriculariae, 6575 nucleotides long. The record is from the annotation of a GenBank genome assembly. Lineage: Eukaryota; Metazoa; Nematoda; Chromadorea; Rhabditida; Rhabditidae.